Molecule: messenger RNA, 1584 nt
Organism: Recurvomyces mirabilis
Lineage: Eukaryota; Fungi; Ascomycota; Dothideomycetes; Mycosphaerellales; Teratosphaeriaceae
Gene: MEP1
Product: low affinity high capacity ammonium permease
Exons: 4
Coding region: 1-1584 (527 amino acids)
Biological process (GO): ammonium transmembrane transport
Cellular component (GO): plasma membrane
Molecular function (GO): ammonium channel activity
Source: RefSeq, a predicted model, not a curated record
AUGUCGUAUUCAUGGGUGGGAGCACCUACGGUGUUCAAUGGCACAAAUUCGAAUAUUGGCGGCGAUUCUGACACCGAGAAUCUGAAUCAAUGGUUCCAAUCUGGAGAUCAAGCAUACAUCAUCGUGGCCUCUGCCAUGGUGUUGAUCAUGGUACCAGGUCUCGGCUUCCUCUACUCCGGUCUUUCACGAAGAAAGUCUGCGUUAAGCAUGAUCUGGGCCUGUAUGGCUUCGUGCUCCGUCAUCACGUUCCAAUGGUACUUCUGGGGAUACUCGCUGGCCUUCAGCAACUACGCAACAAACGGUUUCAUCGGCGACCUGAAGAAAUUUGGUCUCAUGAACACACUUGCUACUCCCAGUCCUGGCAGCCCGCUCAUUCCAGAUCUCUUGUACGCCUUCUAUCAGAUGCAAUUCUGCGCCGUCACUGCAGCUAUCGUCGCUGGCGCCGUUGCUGAACGUGGCCGUCUCAUCCCCUUCAUGGUCUUUACCUUCUUCUGGGCCACUCUCGUCUACUGCCCGAUUGCCUGCUGGGUGUGGAACGUCAAUGGCUGGGCGUACACCUGGGGUGUCCUCGACUACGCUGGGGGCGGACCUGUCGAGAUCGGCUCCGGUAUGUCUGCACUGGCAUACUCCAUGGUCCUCGGUCGCCGCCAAGAGAAGAUGAUGUUGAACUUCCGACCUCACAACGUAUCGCUCAUUACGCUGGGUACAAUUUUGUUGUGGUUUGGAUGGCUCGGCUUCAACGGUGGAUCUGCUUUCGGUGCCAACCUCCGUGCUACUAUGGCCUGCUGGAACUCCAACAUCACUGCCAUGUUUGCCGCUAUGACUUGGUGCCUGCUCGAUUGGCGCCUCGCGAGGAAGUGGUCUAUGGUCGGAUGGUGCUCAGGUGCUAUCUCUGGACUCGUCGCCGCUACACCAGCAUCUGGUUUCAUCCCACCUUGGGCAUCCGUCAUUCUCGGUAUCUCCACUGCAGUAGUAUGCAAUUUCUCAACUAAGAUCAAGUACUGGAUCAAGAUCGACGACGCGAUGGAUGUGUUCGCUGAGCACGGUAUCGCUGGCAUGGUCGGUCUCUUCUUCAAUGGCGUUUUCGGCGCAUCUUACAUCAUUGGUCUCGACGGCGUCAACACUGGUCUCUUCCCAGGUGGCUGGAUCGAGCGCCACUUCCUUCAGCUCGGCCAGCAAGUUGCUUACAUUGCAGCUUGCACUGCCUACGCUUUCGUCAUGAGCGCACUCAUCGCCUAUGCCAUCAACUACAUCCCCGGUCUUCACCUUCGCGCAUCUGAGGAGGCUGAGCUGCUCGGUAUGGACGAUGACCAGCUUGGUGAAUUCGCAUACGAUUACGUGGAGGUCCGCCGUGAUUACCUCGCAUGGACUCCUGCAAAGGGCGAGCCGGAGAACAAAGAGCAUGAUAUUCCUCAAACCCAGAGGCACGGCAUCUCUCAACACUCGGAGAUGCUAGAGGGCAAGGAGCCAAGUGAAAGCUCCGGUGACGCACAUACUGGUAUUGGUGGCGAUAGACACGGCGUGGCUUAUGAGAAGACCGAGCGCGAGAAGCACGGCGAAGGCAUUGCACCAGCCUCGCAAUAA